AUGGAACCUGAAUAAUUGAUAGAUUAAUUAAAUGAUAUAUUGUUGGCAGACCAUUUCAGAUUUAUAGAGGUUAUAGGAAGAGGCAGUUUUGGUGUAGUAGUGGCUGCGUUUUGUAGUAAUCUAGAUCGAGUGGUGGCAAUAAAAAUAACAUCGAACGUUGAUCAAGAGAACGAAGCCAAUUUGCUUAAAGCUUGUUGCCAUUAUAAUAUUGUUAAACUUUACAAGGUAUGGCAUUUUUUUUCAUUAUAGGUGUUAGUAGCUAAUAAUCAUCUUUAUCUCAUAAUGGAGAGACUGGUCGGUUUAACUCUGGACAAAUUGAUGAAACAAUCUAUAUUGCCAGAAUAAAGCGUUAGAAACUACAUGACUCAAAUUUUAAAUGCUUUGGUGUUCCUUCAUAGAAAGAAUAUUAUCCAUAGAGAUCUCAAGCCAGAAAAUAUCUUUAUUUGUGAAAAUGCAUGCGUUAAAUUAAUAGAUCUAGGCUUAGGAUAAGAGAUUGUGUGUAAAGGAUGUGUCUAUUAAUCUGUUGGUACACCCUAUUUUAUUGCCCCAGAAGUCAUUUUAGGAAAGGAUUAAAGUCAAGCUGUUGAUAUUUUCAGUUUAGGAAUUAUCUUCUAUAUGAUGAUCAACAAUUUGUAACAUCCAUUAUGGGAUGGACAAAUGAGAAAAAGACAUUAUUACUAAUUGAUUUCAAAUGAAUUUUCAAUUAACUUCCCCAAAACUAUGCCUGAGAUGGCAAAAGAUUUUGUGUUGAACACCGUUUAAUUCAGGGCAGAAAACAGGAUGACUGCCUCGUAAUGCUUAGAACAUCCGUGGAUAAAAGGAAAAGCAGUUAAAACUCAUCCCAUGACAACAAGAGAAAUCAUGUUAAGAUACAACAUUUAAUAAAAGCUUUAACAUGUAAUUAAAUCAUUGAUGUUUAUAAAAACUCUUCAAUAAACAUGCGAAGAAGAGAUUCACUACAUCAAAACUAACACUUCCCCUUAGAGAGAUGAGUAGGAAGAGGAUCGAAUCUCUCCUGAAAAUGACUAGUAGAUCACUGCGAGAUUAAGUGUUGAAUUAACCAACAAAAAAUAAAAAUCAUUUAAAUUGCAUGCUAUUCCUCUUAAAAAAGUAAGUUCAUAUAAAGAUCUAGUGACUUUAAGGGAAAAGUAAACAAAUCAAAAGAAAUAUCAAUAUAUGAUAUCAAGGUUUAGAGAGAAAUUGACUAUAGGCAAUCAACUCAACACCAACGGGCAUCAUAAAUUUGAUUCUCCAAUGAGUCAUCGAAAAUUAACUACUCUACCUUCAAUUAAUACUAAUAGGUUAUAAAGAUAAUCAACUUUUAAUUUUAAAAUUUUGUGA
Molecule: messenger RNA, 1341 nt
Organism: Paramecium tetraurelia
Lineage: Eukaryota; Ciliophora; Oligohymenophorea; Peniculida; Parameciidae
Exons: 7
Biological process (GO): protein phosphorylation; mitotic DNA damage checkpoint signaling
Cellular component (GO): nucleus
Molecular function (GO): ATP binding; protein serine/threonine kinase activity
Source: RefSeq, a predicted model, not a curated record